AUGCCAUCAGUCUUGAACAACUUCCAAAAGAGGCUUGUUCAUCAGCUAAUAGAGGUCGAAUACCCGUCUCUAGUGACUAUCAGUAGGCCUGCUUUCAUCCAAGUCAUUGACUAUGACGAAGACCGCGAGAAGGCUAUCCAAGAGCAGAGGAUGGCUCGGGCACGAGAGCGAGUCUGGAAGCAGAUCGGGUUCAGAUGGAUUGUGGAAGCGUUAUCUGGUGGUGAUCUCUCGCAUCUUGAUCCGUUUUGUUUCGGGAGCAUAAUGAACAGCUCGACAGUCGUGGAACCACAGGUCUCACUACACGGGUUCUCUGAGAAAUUGCAGCAGCGCUUGAGAACUCACCGACCUGUGCUAGUAGGACACAAUCUUUUCACGGACGUGGUAUAUCUUUACCGCUGCUUUUUUGGGCCACUUCCGGAUAAGCUGGAAGAAUUCCAAGCAAUUGUUCAUCAUAUGUUUCCAAUUUUGAUGGAUACAAAAUACAUGGCUACGCACGAUUGCGGUUCUAUCACCCCCAAAUCGUCUUUGAGUGAGAUCAACGAUAACCUUCUCCAUAUAAAGACCCCGAAAAUAAGUGCGGAAAAUGCCUCGCCUUAUAUUGUUGUUGCGUCAAGCUGA
This is a messenger RNA of Aspergillus oryzae RIB40, 618 nucleotides long. RefSeq names its product CAF1 family ribonuclease. The transcript has a single exon. Bases 1 to 618 code for a protein of 205 amino acids. The record is from RefSeq and is a predicted model, not a curated record. Gene Ontology annotation, molecular function: RNA binding; poly(A)-specific ribonuclease activity. Gene Ontology annotation, biological process: nuclear-transcribed mRNA poly(A) tail shortening. NCBI's taxonomy places the organism in Eukaryota, Fungi, Ascomycota, Eurotiomycetes, Eurotiales, Aspergillaceae. Gene Ontology annotation, cellular component: cytoplasm.